Molecule: messenger RNA, 2085 nt
Organism: Anneissia japonica
Lineage: Eukaryota; Metazoa; Echinodermata; Crinoidea; Comatulida; Comatulidae
Product: monocarboxylate transporter 12-like
Exons: 5
Coding region: 367-1668 (433 amino acids)
Biological process (GO): transmembrane transport
Molecular function (GO): monocarboxylic acid transmembrane transporter activity
Source: RefSeq, a predicted model, not a curated record
AUAUGCACACUGUAUUUAUUUUCGAAAGAAAUUUUCGGCCAGUCCUCUGGUCUUCAUCAGCUUUACAGCAUUGUUGUUUUUCAGUACUUGACCUAGUUCAUUUAUGUGCGUUGGACCGUUGCUGGUAGCUGCAAUAAUUCUAGACCUUAUUCUUCAAAAUAAAAGAAUCUUUGUAUUGUCCAUCUCCAUUGACCAUAAAAAAUUGUAAAUUCAUCACUGCUUUAUAUAAAACUCUAACCAUAUUACAAGGUGAGCAAUGUUCUUGGGUGGAUCAGUGUAGUUAAAUAGUCUCACCCUGGAUCAAACACUCUCCAUGACUAAUAUUUUACUGAGUUCAAUACAGCUUCGUAUGCUAUAAAGUACAACAUGGUUUCUAAGCUGGACGUGGGAUAUGCGUGGAUUGUCGCCAUAGCAAGUUGGGUAGCGACUGUGAUAAUAUUUAUGGUAACAUCAAAUGGAAUAUAUUUUCCUUAUAUGAUUGACUACUACGAAGAAAGCUCCACAAAGGUUGCAAUGGCACUUACACUAAUUCAUUCACUUAAAUAUUCUUGCGGUGUGUUUGCAGCGAUUAUGGCCAAAGCAUUCGGCUGCCGAGUAGUAAUGAUUUCUGGAAGUUUUAUGAUGAUGUGUGGCUGUCUUUUAAUGACAUACUCAACGAGUAUAUUUGAAGUUUUCUUGGCUUUCAGUCUUUUUGGUUUCGGAAUAUGUUUGGAUUAUUAUACAACUUUCUUUAUCAUAGACGUUUAUUUUAAAAAGCAUUUCACAUUAGUGAUGUCAAUAAAAGUAUCAGUAACUGGAAUAGGGCAUAUGAUGGCACCGUAUAUCAACCAGAUGCUAGUUACCAAGUUUGGAUGGCAACAUUCGUAUCUUCUUCUUUCAGCGCUUAUAUACCACCUAGUUUUAUGCGGAGUGAUAUUCAGACCACCAAAAGGAAGUUCUGAUGAAAACCUUGAAGAACUUGCUCUUUUGGAAGUGGAGCACGAACAUAAUUGUCUCGAGCUUGAAAUACAAAAUAGAAUAACUCCAACAGAUGAAAACAAGGGUCUUAAUUGGUUGCAGUAUAUUUACGAAAUAUGUCAUUUGCGUUUGUUUAAGAAACAUUCUUUUGUCAUGCUUGUUAUCAUUGCAUUAAUACAAGGAGCAACUGAGGAAGGAGUCGAAGUUAUUAUGCCGGAUGACAUGCUAGAGCGAGGCGCUAGUCUACAUAGCAGCCAGUUAAUUUUGACAGCUUACGGAGCAAGUAGUAUUUUCGGAAAAUCUUUUCAGUAUAUUGUCAGCAAAUUCGUUUUAAACGAUUUGCUUAUCCAACUAGAACUCACUUAUUUCUUUUCAUUUCUGUCAUUACUAAUUUGCAGUAUAACGAAUACUGCUAACGUUGUUUAUGUGGCGAUGGUUUUUUUUGGUUUUUCUAUGGGUUGGUACAGUGCAAUCACACCACUCCUUGUGAAGUCUGUGAGUGAUGAUUUCUCAUUUGGAAUUGCUUGGGUUGAUACUUCUUUUGGUGUUGGCGCAUGCAUAGGAGUUCCGUUGGUUGGCUAUCUUCGAGACAAAAGUGGAAAUUUUUGGUUUUCCGAGUUGGCAUUGUUAUGUUUUACAUUGAUUAAUAUGGUGAUAAUUUUUGGUUUUAUUGUGUGGAAAAGACCAAGAAAACAAAGCCAGACAUUCUGAGAUUAUUUCUACUUAAUUUAUUUUUUUAUCGAUGAGUGAUUAUAUUAUCUUCGGCUGAUUUAGAACAUUGAAACCAACCCAAGUAAUAAUUCAUUGAGUGAGUUGAGCCGGGUUUUUCCACCUAGUCUGAACUAGGCCAAAAUAAGCCUAGAUGUAAACAGAAAAUAAAAUGCGCGAAUUACGAAUAUGAAUAUUUCACGCGAAUACUUAUGCUAGCAUUCGUUAUUGCCCAGUAUAGACAUCUCGCUAGGUACGCCAUGGAUUAACGCAUGCCCACAACCCGCAGCAGUCCGUCAAAAACUUAAAUAGCAGAAGAAUGAGCUGUUCCGCGUAUUUGCAUUAAAAUUAAUGGAACAUCUGCCCUCCCGCGAGUGCAGUAAAAUUUGACCAUUUGACUGAGUGGAGAAACUACAGGAA